AUAUAACAUACUCAAAAGUUCCCAAAAAAUAUCAGUAAUUUCUACAGUAUUUUAUGGUCAUAUAGUAAUGUGUAUAACAUCAUAUCCGUACGUACUAUGUAACAUUUACUUUCACCAUGUAAUAUUGCGUAUUAGCGAUUAUAUAAUAGCCAUUAUAGUAAUUCUUAUUGAGGUAUCAUCCGUUGAUAACAUAUUGAUUCACUAUUUUCACCAUUGUAACCUUGAACUUGACUAGCGUAUUCACCGUUUCUGGGGAGUGUCUGCAAUCUUGUAUUAGUAACUGUUAAUUGUACCUUUUGUAUCGUUUAUAUUAAUAAUUAUGGAUCCAGCAGUCUUCCCUGAAGAGAUUUGGAUAAAAAUUUUGUUAUAUUGUGAUGUACCUGAUAUUAUUGCUUUCGGUAGCACAUGCAAAUACUUAAGGAAAACUUCGGAUACAGAUUACCUAUGGAAAAUGAAAUGGCAAGAAUUAAUUUCAAAAGUACACUUUAGGUUUCCAGACAUAAAAUGUCUGCAACUACUUAGCGUUAGUUUUAAAGCAAUGUGUUACAGAUUACAUAUGGUACUCACAUUAGGAGAAAAUGUACCGUUUCCAAAAUGUUAUCACUGCAGCGGUUACACAUGUCAAAGAAAUUGUGUUGAAGGUACUAGUGCAAAAGUAGUAAUUGAAAUUGGAAAUAAGUACACAUGGGUUAUUACGCCAAAUUUUGGUUUAAGAAGACAUUUAUCAAUGUUUGGUAUACCUAAAUAUAAUAAUGAAACACAUUUAGAACAAACUCAAACACAAAAUGUUCCAAGCAGUAGUACACGCUCAAAAUGUGAUGGAAAGUCAUUGGUAAAGAAAUUAAAAUUAUUAAAGUUGUCUGAAUUGGAAACUAAAAUUCCAAGACCCAGCGGUCCAUUUUGUGUUUUCUGUAAUCCAGUAAAAUUGUAUAGAGAAAAAAAGAGGUUAACAACAUACCAAAAUGAUCCAACAUGUUAUACAAGGCCAAAUCCAACUUAUGAAAAACUUAUAAAUGGAUACUGUACUGAUGCAGUUGAAGUUCUUGGAAUUCCAAAUGUUGAUGUUGUUAGUCCUGCGGAAGCAUUGAGUGAUGGAUCUUUCACUGUUCUCAAAACAUUUGUUGAUCAUUUAUUUCAACAGAUGCAUUUAACAUCAACACUAAGAAAACCUAAUGCAGUGCUUAUGUUCUGUGAACCAUUAGCAAUGCAUCCAACACUUAGAAAACAGUUGUUGCACUACUUAUUUCAAGAAGUUAAAGUAGCAAGGGUAUGUUUGGUACCAAAACCUUUAGCAGCAUGUGCAAUGUUGGGUGUGGAAACUUGUGUCAUUGUUGAUAGUGGAGCUCUUAGUACAACAGUAGCUGUUGUAAUUGGUGGUCGUGUUGUACCAGAACGUUGGAGGUUGUUACCUGUAGGUGGUUGGCAUGUGGCUUAUCACUUAAAACAAGCUAUGCAUUGGCAACCAAAAGAGUAUCAUCAAAUUCCUAUAUCAUACUUAGAUACGCUAACUGUUAAAGAAAAAUGUAGGUUGAGUUAUAAUAUUAAAAAUGAGGAAAAACGAGUAGGACAGAAAUCUAGGGAACAUAUUAAUGUUAGAGUUGAUAGCUAUGCUGCUGAUUAUAAACAACAUUGGAGAGUUUCCUUUGAUUCAGAAUUAUACAUUGCUCCUGAAAUGAUGUAUAUUAAUCUUGGUUUACCACAAGUGAUAAAAGAUGUGACGUCUGGUUUAUCAGAAGAUCUAAUGUAUGAUUGCCUCUCAAAUAUUUUUCUUACUGGAGGCAACACAGAUCUUUCAGGUUUUGAGUUAAGAUUAACUAAAGAUCUACAAGAGUUGUUAUCUGAACAUAGUAAAAUUUUAGAAGUGAGAAAUUGUCCUGGCACACAUAGUUGGCAUGUUGCUAUGGGUUCUACUUAUGUGCCUUUAGCUGUACAUCCUGGAAAAACUCCGCCUGAAUAUGUAGAAGGUAAUCCGUUUUGGUUGUCGAGAGAAGAAUACGUUUUAUUUGGAUGCGAGUCACUGGAGCAGUAAAACAAAAAUAAGUGAUUCCAUAUAAUACACAUUGGAGCUCUACUUUGUAUAAGGGGAUAGGAGAUUUAAACUCUCUCGGCAUGUAUGCAGUGAAUAAUAGGUUAGACUGAAAUCUAGGUAUUUAAUGUAGACAUAUCUCUGUGCCUAUGUUGCUGUUCUUACAUCUAACAUUAUUCUUUCUCCAUGUAUCCUUCUACACUUCGAAAUCUCUGAUCUGCAAUAACAAUGAAUCUCUGCAAAUUUCUUCAAAUCAUAAGAUAACAUUAAUACAUGCACUCAUAUAAUUCUUUAGACUCCUUUACAUCCCUAUUCACUAUCAUACUAACCCAAAUUUCUUCAUCAUCCUGCUCCAAACAAAAAUUGAACAAUUAGAUUUUUACAUAAAGUGAAUUUUAAUUUUGGAUCAAAAUUCUUUUCAUCUUAACCGCAUGUUAACUAUAUGACUUACUGUACUAAAGUCAGUACCCUGUUAUUCCGUAUCAACUUCUUAUUUCCUGCAGUACUGCAAGCUUAAUUCUCCCUUUCCUUUAUGAGAUCACCUGUAUGUAUAUAGUUCAAAUGAUAAAAUGUUUUGUAAAUAUAAAAUAUCUAAGCUAAAUUGCUUAAACGAUACUAAAUGUACAGAUAGGUAAUUUUAAAAAGUAUUAUUGAAAAAAAGUAUUACUUAUAUAUGAAUAUAGUAAGUCUAAAAAGCUGUCCACGAUUUCAUAUAUUUACAUCGCAUUAUUCUUGCCAAAAUAAGAAAAAUAUAUUGACAGCAAUAGAAAAAAGCAGUAACGUUUCUAGUCACUUUAAAUACAAUUAAACUACUUAGAUUUCCCUUCCAAAAUAGUGAGCUUAAUACAAUUAAAAUUAAGAAUUCGUAAUAAUUAAGAACAUGAAUAUUUAACUUUACGAGAUAUAAAGCUACUGUUACUAUAAUUUUCCUUAAAUUUAAAUCUAUUAUUGUGAAUAAUUAAUAUUGUGAAUUAUAAUGUGUACAGUAAAGAUAUUUUAUUGAUUUAUAAUUAGAAUUCAAGUAGUAAUUGAAAGAAUAAAACUCUUUAAUACUACUUUAGAUAAAACUCUAAUAGUAAAAAAGUUGAUUAAAAAAAUGUUUAUAAGCAUUAUACUAUAAAUAAUUUUUAUUAAUGAUAAUCCAUGUGAAUUAUUACAUUAAUGUAAUAAUUUUUUAUUUAGAAUGUUACAUGUAAUUACAAUUUUUAUAUAAUUUAACAAAUUUAACUAUAAAACAAUACGAAUAUGGUAUAUAUUACACAGAUUAAGUAUUUUUUAUAUAAAA
Nomia melanderi (Alkali bee) is the source of this 3311-nucleotide messenger RNA. RefSeq names its product actin-related protein 6-like. NCBI's taxonomy places the organism in Eukaryota, Metazoa, Arthropoda, Insecta, Hymenoptera, Halictidae. Gene Ontology annotation, molecular function: protein binding. The record is from RefSeq and is a predicted model, not a curated record.